AUGUCUUCUUUUGACUUAAACUCCAUCACCUCAGCUUUAAACGAUCCCGGAAGGACAGUGAGUGGUGUAGAUUUUUCUGGACGUUCAUUAAAAUUGGAUAGCGCCGAAGAUGCCAAACCAAUUGUUGACGCCAUCAAUGCCUGCCCUGAUCUUCAGUACCUCACACUCACGGGGAACACCCUGGGUGUGGAAGCGGCAAAAGCCAUUGCCAAGGCCUUAGAGAACCACCCAGAACUAAAGACAGCUCGCUUUUCGGACAUGUUUACUGGUAGAAUGAAGACAGAAAUACCACCAGCUUUGAGUGCCCUCGGAGAUGGCAUGAUUCAAGCUGGAGCUCGCCUUAACACAUUGGACCUAAGUGAUAAUGCAUUUGGCCCGAUUGGUGUGGAAGGACUUGCUAAGCUAUUGCAGAGUGAUGUUUGCUCACAAUUACAAGAGUUGCGUUUAAACAACAAUGGAUUAGGAAUUACCGGAGGAAGGCUUUUGGCCAAGGCUUUAUCAGCGAGCCCAAAAAAGCUAAAGGUCUUCAUAGCUGGAAGGAACAGGUUGGAGAACGAUGGAGCGAUAGCUUUAGCUGGAGUGUUUCAGAAUAUGGGUACACUAGAAGAACUAGCCAUGCCACAGAACGGGAUAUACCACGCCGGUAUUUCUGCGCUGUCGACCGCUUUCACACAGAACCCUAGACUAGCAUGUCUUAAUCUUAACGACAAUACCAUUGGACCUAAGGGUGCCGCUGCUAUAGCCACUGCUUUGCCCAGUUUGAAAAAUCUAAAAUCCAUCAACUUUGGUGAUUGUUUGCUGAAGAGUAAAGGUGCAAGCGCUCUGGCGAAAGGUCUCAAAGAUAAUUCUGUACCAUUAGAGUCACUCGAUUUGAGCCAUAAUGAAAUAGGCAGCGCUGCCUGCAUGGAGGUUGUGGAUGCCCUAAGCGCAUUGCCCGACUGUACGGACAGACUCAGUCGAGUGGUGCUAGCAGGCAAUAGCUUGGGCGGUGCGUCAAAUAAGAAAACGAUAAAAGACAAGUUGGGUCCGUCAGCGGAGCUUAGUGACGGCGAAGGCAGUGAGGAUGAGUAUGUAUCCGACUCGGAAGAUGAAGAGGAUUCAAAUGAGUCUGAGUCGGAAGGUAGUUCUGAAGACAGUGCCACAGAGGAUGCGCAGCAUAUGGAGACGAUUCUUGAUAUGGGCAAGGAGAUAGUCCUGGAUAAUUCAGGCGUGGAUGAGGUAGAAACAGAUGUAGGGAAAUUCAUACAAGAACCAACCGUCGAGAAUUUGACAAGAUUAGGUCCGAACGCGGCUCACGUUAUUGACACUCAUUUCCAGACUAUACACGACCAAGAAAGCCUUAUCCAAGCGUACGUCGAGGCGCUGUGUUGCGUCUCAGGCCUGGCCAAGCAAAGCCAGGUGGCGGCGGAUGUCGCGCGGGAUCUGUACCCGAUGCUGGUGAAACGGGCGAAGCAGCAAUGGCUGCUGGCUAACACGGUACUGUCAGCGCUGCAAUUAAUCAAGUCUGAGAACAAAAACUUCAAGGUGCGUUGGAGUAUACCUCCAUGUUACAGCGUCCUCGCGUCGCAGAUUGAUGCGCAAUACUUCCCAACUGCUCUACGCGACACUUUGCGGUUCUUUAUCAGCAGCAAACUGCAGUCGCUUCCGCCAGAGAUCAGGGCAGUCGUUAGUCAAGGAACAGUAGGCGAGAAUAAGUUCGUAACAGGCAUAAUCUUAUGUUUCGGUGACAAUGACAUUGAAGCUUCAAAUACAAUUUGGAGGAGGAGCAGAAUUAUUAGUAAAAAUUGGACCAUAAAAGAACUAUUAGUAUGGCUUAAAGAUAAUUUACUAAGGGAACGACCAGAAUUAUUUUUACAGGGAGAUACAGUCAGACCCGGAAUCCUUGUUCUCAUAAAUGAUGCAGACUGGGAACUAUUUGGAGAAUUAGACUAUCAAUUAAGAGAUAACGAUAUUAUAAUGUUUAUAUCUACUUUGCAUGGUGGUUAG
This is a messenger RNA of Leptosia nina, 1986 nucleotides long. Lineage: Eukaryota; Metazoa; Arthropoda; Insecta; Lepidoptera; Pieridae. The record is from the annotation of a GenBank genome assembly.